AUGGAAUCGCUUCACUCUCUGCCUCGAAACCAGGACGUUUCAAUGCGACAACCGUCAGCGGAAGAUUUGGAUGCUGCGCAGCAGUUGAUCUCCUCUGCGCAGUCAGGUCGAGAGCAUCUGGCUGAUCACUACCGGGAGGAUGGCAUGGUGCAAGGAACUGGUCAAACUGUAUCAAAUCAAUGGAUUGGACACAAAGAACCUCCUAUUGAAAAACCUUCGCCUGGCAUCCAAAAAGACACAACCUUCUUGGGUCAUUCAUGCAGCAAUUGCGGUACAAAAAGCACUCCUCUCUGGCGUCGUUCUCCCACGGGAGCGAUGAUCUGCAACGCCUGUGGUCUCUACCUCAAAGCUCGCAACGUCGCUCGCCCCACGAAACGGAAUCGGAUGCAAUCAGAGGGUGCUGAGAAGCCACCGCCUCCUGCGAACUCUCACUGCAGUGGUUCCUCGGAAACUGGUGGUUGCAAGGGGUCAUGCCCCGGUGGUGGGAGUUGUAAUGGCACUGGUGGCGCAGAAGGAUGUGAUGGAUGCCCGGCAUACAACAACCGAAUAUACAAGUCUGCCCCCAGAGGAGCGGCGGCCAUCCAAUCUUCGUGGGGCCGUCAUCCAGCACAAGAACUUGAGCCUGCGACACAAGAGGAGCCCCCGGCGAAGAUUCCUGCUCCUGUAGAUGGCACUAAUACCUUGGUUGCUUGUCAAAAUUGCGGUACAACAGUGACUCCUCUGUGGCGGCGAGAUGAACAAGGUCAUCCCAUUUGCAACGCUUGUGGAUUGUACUAUAAACUUCACGGAUGCUAUCGCCCCACCAACAUGAAAAAGUCCAUCAUCAAACGUCGCAAACGCGUUGUUCCCGCCCUCCGAGAUCAGUCUCCCACCGCUGGUACUCUUUCUUCCAAUAAUUCAUCCGCAUCCCCGGAGGCAUCACCUGCUGCCCUAGCACAUGGCCAUGAAGAUCACUAUCGAUACAUGAGCAACGAGCCUGCAGAUCACUAUCACAGGAUGGCUGGAAAAAUUGAAGAUGCACCUCGAACCAUGCCUUUUGCGCCGCCACCGGUUGAUUUUACCGGUUACAAUGUUUCAUCCGUGUCUGUUUCACAUGAUCUCUCAAUCUCCCACGGCCUACCUAAACCAAUAGGAGUGGAGCGGUUGGGACAUUCCCCCGUGAAUCAGUACGGGCGACGGUCCGCCUCUCCAAAUUCCCUCAAUCUUCCUAAGAAACGAACAUUGGCCGAGGCUACAACAGAGGCUCUACCGGCUCUACCGGCCCUGUCGACGCUAGAAGGAGGAUCAAAUCAACUGCCUCCGAUUAUGUCUUCGGCUAAUCCUACUCCCCCCGGCCGUCUCAGCUCUAUCUCAUCCAUUCUGAACCAAUCCGAGGUUCGGGGCGAGCCUCGCCCGGACACCAAUCUGAGACGUCCACCUCCUAUUCACCACUCCGUCUCCCCUUCCCCCCACCCGCCACAGCCUUUGCCUGGCCUUGCAUCUCUUGGUGACACAGUUGAUCGCCGUGCCCGACUUGAACGUGAAGCUGAGCAGAUGCGCGAGAUGCUCAGAGCUAAGGAGCGCGAAUUGGCGGAGAUGAGGCGAUAG
Messenger RNA from Penicillium digitatum Pd1, 1587 nucleotides. RefSeq names its product siderophore transcription factor SreA (gene sreA). Gene Ontology annotation, biological process: positive regulation of transcription by RNA polymerase II; negative regulation of transcription by RNA polymerase II. Gene Ontology annotation, molecular function: RNA polymerase II cis-regulatory region sequence-specific DNA binding; DNA-binding transcription factor activity, RNA polymerase II-specific; zinc ion binding. NCBI's taxonomy places the organism in Eukaryota, Fungi, Ascomycota, Eurotiomycetes, Eurotiales, Aspergillaceae. The record is from RefSeq and is a predicted model, not a curated record.